Molecule: messenger RNA, 198 nt
Organism: Aspergillus puulaauensis
Lineage: Eukaryota; Fungi; Ascomycota; Eurotiomycetes; Eurotiales; Aspergillaceae
Exons: 1
Coding region: 1-198 (65 amino acids)
Source: RefSeq, a predicted model, not a curated record
AUGAUAGUGGUUCACGCAUGCGGCAUCUUCUCCUCUUCCUACCGGCACGGCCUCGUCAAUCCCGAGCACUACAACCCGAACUGUCAAAUCUGGACCGCGAGCUACAUCGACCGUGAAUACGGCUGUCGCGGGGUACUCGCGCUUUCCGAUACGGGGGAUCUUUACUCUGCUAUGAGUAGCUAUGCGGCCGCGGGUUAA